Messenger RNA from Hippoglossus stenolepis (Pacific halibut), 2625 nucleotides. It is a transcript of the gene obi1, whose product is annotated as ORC ubiquitin ligase 1. The coding region runs from base 116 to 2113 and encodes 665 amino acids. Gene Ontology annotation, biological process: protein monoubiquitination; regulation of DNA replication. The transcript has 7 exons. Gene Ontology annotation, molecular function: ubiquitin-protein transferase activity. NCBI's taxonomy places the organism in Eukaryota, Metazoa, Chordata, Actinopteri, Pleuronectiformes, Pleuronectidae. The record is from RefSeq and is a predicted model, not a curated record.
UUUUAGGCCUUUCGGGCUUUCCGUAGCUGCGAGACUCGGCGCGUAGAGCCGCGGGACAUGUUGGGAGAUUUGUUGCUCCCGGGAGGCUGCGUGUGUCCGUGUGUUACUUCACAUCAUGGCUCUUAACUACCAGACGUCGACGCUUUCGAUGACUCUGCCGAUCUCGUGCCAGAUAUGUCUCGGGAAGGUCAGACAGCCGGUGAUAUGUGGCAACCACCACGUGUUCUGCUCGUCCUGCAUGGAAAUGUGGCUAAAGAAGGCGAGCCAGUGUCCCACCUGCAGGGUCCCCAUCACAGCAGAGAGCCCCUGCAGAGAGAUCAUCGGAGGUUCCAAUGAGAGUGAUCACAGUGACGGCCCUUCCAUGAGGAAAUGUCUCCGGAAAACCAGAGGAGAACUGCUUUUACGGGAGUACGAGAAAUCCAUAAGCAGUGUCUCUCAGGGAGAAAUUGAAGGUCUCAUCAGAGAAAACGAGGAGCUGAAAACCAAGAAUCAAAGUCUGGAGGCACAACUGAAAACUGCUCUGGAUCCCUGCAGCAUUAAUACAGAGCAAACAGAUGACAUGAGCGUUGACCCCAGUGUCCUGGAAGAAAUGAAAAACAGGCUGCGGGCCGCCACAGAUGUCUGCGAUAAAGUAAAACAGGAUAUGGACAAACUAAAAGAGGCAAACAAGGCAUUACGAUCUCAAAAUGUCGACCUUGUACAAGAGAACAUGAGACUGAAGGCAGAGGUGGUGAGCAGAUCUCCUCAGAAGUUUGGUCGUUGCACGGUGGCAGCACUGGAGGCUAAAAUCCAGCUGUACGAGCGUGACGUGGACCAUCUGAAGAGGGCUCUGGAGCGCAGUGACCAGUACAUUGAAGACCUGGAGUCCCGGGUCACAAAGUCGGAGAAGAGAAGUCCUGAAGGGCAGGAAGGGUGUGGGAGCAGCAAGGCUGUGACGGAAGCUCUCACACGGCAACAGAAAAUCAGCAUGAUGAUGAGGAGCUUGAGUGACAAUGAGAGGGCGUCAAUCUGCAGCAACCCGGAGACAGAGUGUCGCACGAUCUCGAGAAAUCACAGUUUGACGUUCGUGCCGUCUGCAGACCACAAAGAGUUUAAUAAGAAUCUGGCUGCAGAUAAGAAUAGCGAGGACUUGGAGAACAGCUCCUGUGACUUGCUGCCCACCACUCCGUCGUCUGCUUUCCGUUCCCUGACUUUGAGAAGCCCUGGCAUCCGUGAAAAGAGAGUCGCAUUUAAGCCCGGGUCUUAUCUGAGGAAGCUUGAUUUUGAAGAUUUUCCAAAUCUUGGUAAGACGGACAGUGCCAUUGAGAACCACUUCAACAUCCUCGACAAGUACACCAAAAGCUUGCCUCCGACAACUGACGUGGAAACCUCAAAGUCUGACUUCUGGGGCGAUUGGCCGAGAUCUAACUCGACCGACCAGCCAUGUCCAGGUCCAAGUAAAGAAAGCCCGGUUGAAGAAUCCCCAUCCACCGACCUCGAAGGUGACGAACCUGAGAGUUACCAUAUGUCCAGCGAGGCCUCCAUGGAUGCAGCUUAUCUGGACAAAAUCUCAGAGCUGGACUCCAUGAUGCUGGACGGAGAGAGUUCUAGUAGCAGAGGAUCACAGCUCUCCCUGGUCCCGUCCCCUCCCGCGGACUUGGACCACACUCUAAUCCCAGAACCCCAAACCUGCCCUGGCGUCAUGUCAACCCACAAUGGCAAUGACCAGAAGAACCACCCACCAGGUGACGACACGGAUGGCACCUCGAUUGACAAAGUGGCUCCAAAAGGCGCUGCGGAGGAAGGGUUUGCAGCGCAGGUGUCAGGUAGGGAGAGUCGGGUCAAUGUUUCUGAUUGCGUGGAGGACGAUGGUCUCUCCCAGACUGAAGAACUGUCUUUCGAUUUGCUGUUCGAUUCGCUGGAAGACAAUCAGGAAGGUCCCUCCGGCUCUCUGAGUCCGGCAGGCAAAGACCACGACCACGUGAGCCCCUCCUCCUCCUCUUUCAGCUGCAAUGGAAAACCUGCGAACACAACGAGAGACAGACACGCACUCAUCAUCAGUCAGCCAACGAAGAGGAAGUCUCACAGUCCUUUUAGCACAAGCAGUCCCACGAAACUUUCGAAGCUCAUGUGAAGAAGGUUUUAAAGGGGCGAGACCUGUGUGUUCUCACAGUGCCAUACACUGAUGUGUCCGCUUUCACAUGUACACACGAUUGGUGACAUUAACUUCAUGUUGCUUCAUAUUAAUCUACACCUGAGCAUCACAUUCACACAUGUUUUGUCAUUUUGUCUUUCAGAUAGUUAUUUGUGUAGUGUGCUUGUUGCUCUAGGUAGCAGUUAAAUAGCCAUUAAGGCCGAUCUUGACUCUAGUCUGAUCAUGUGUGCGUUGUAAUUGAGCAAAACUAAAACAGACACUUCGGUGUUGGUCUGUGUUAGUGCAUCACUUCUGGUGCAGAGUCUUCCUUCAGCCCUCUCGAAUGUCACGUGUCGGUCAUUUCUAGCAAUUCAGGAAACAUGGUAAUCUUUUUAUGAUGACAUGCAAUACUGAAGAUGGAUGACUAUCAUGAAAAAUGACAUUUUGAAUUAAAUAUGGCAACAUAAGAGUGUGUUAGGAAAUAAAAAAGUAAUGCAAUGUAUGAAGCUUAA